UUCUCAUCCCAGAAUAUGAAAAAUUCUGCCAUCAAAACUUCUGUUGUCGCGACCCAACACCUAACCUAGAGCAUGGUACCCGUUCGGACAGCUGUUUUCACCUGAAUUCGUCGAUGUUUCGCGACUCGUGAAACUUGAGUGUCUGCUCUAAGAUUUGUUGGAUCCAAUUUUCAUAGCGCUGCAAUGAUGGCCCUGCGCCUCGUGUCGCAGCAGGCUGUCGCAGGCUUAAUGAAACGGCCCACGCAGCGGGGAGCAUUGGGCUCUGUUUACGGCAGUCAUGAACAAGUCAGGACUGUAGUUAACAACAAGCACAAGGAUCCCAAGUUCAAGAACUUGCGAAGAUUAAAAGUUACUACACAAAUGCCAAUGAAAUAUACUAACAAUGUUGAGUUAGCUAUAAGAGACGGCUUCAUUCAAAAUAUUCCCAAUUUAAAAAAGCUUUGGAGAGAACGUGACAUGUCUAUAACAGGUUCCUCCACUUUGGCGGAAGAAUUUGUCCCACCAGAGAAUCAGGGGCUGGCCAUAACUGAGGAAGUUAAAAAGAAAUGGAACAAUAUAGGGAGUUUUGGAAAAGAUAAAUUGGCUGUAAGGAAAAUAAGACAAUUUGAAACUGAAUUUAAUUUGAAAGCAUUUUUAGGGGAAGCUCAAGAAACUUACAUUAAAGCACAUGAGUGUCUUGCUGAGAGGAGCAACUGGGAAAAUCUCAAUGACUAUGUUACGGAAUAUGCAAGAGUAGCAAUGCUAAUGAAUGCAUCACAACGUACCAUUCGCUGGAAAUUUCUAGAGUCGCUGGAAGAACCUAAGGCUGUCCAAGUAAGAUGUUUUAAAUUGGAUGAAGAUCUAAGUAUGUUUGCACAAAUCACAGUGAGAUUUCAUUCACAACAAUGUCUCGCAGUAUAUGACAGAUUUGGAAGGUUGCUCUAUGGAAGUGAAGUAUUAGCCAAAGAUGUCUUAGAAUAUGUUGUUUUUGAGAAGCACUUGAGUAAUGAAUACGGUGUUUGGAGAGUUCAUGCCAAGCUUAUCCCUCAAGCCCGUAUCAGGAUGGCUGAGCAAACAUUUGUAGCUCCUAAAGAAGAACCCCAAGAAACUUCUUCUGUGGUGACUGAACCUGCUCCUGAAGCGGUGGCAGCCAACACUAACUAGUUUGACGAUUAAAUAAAUUGGUUCAACCUUGAUUUUGGGGAAACAAUACCAACUUGCUUCGUUUUGAGUUCAGCAUACAAUGUGUGAAAUAAUAAAACAUGGAAUGUUAACAAA
Thrips palmi is the source of this 1257-nucleotide messenger RNA. It is a transcript of the gene mRpL45, whose product is annotated as probable 39S ribosomal protein L45, mitochondrial. Gene Ontology annotation, cellular component: mitochondrion. The transcript is spliced from 8 exons. Bases 184 to 1143 code for a protein of 319 amino acids. Lineage: Eukaryota; Metazoa; Arthropoda; Insecta; Thysanoptera; Thripidae. The record is from RefSeq and is a predicted model, not a curated record.